Messenger RNA from Stegodyphus dumicola, 11035 nucleotides. RefSeq names its product Ubr3 ubiquitin ligase (gene Ubr3). Gene Ontology annotation, biological process: ubiquitin-dependent protein catabolic process via the N-end rule pathway; protein ubiquitination. Gene Ontology annotation, molecular function: ubiquitin protein ligase activity; zinc ion binding. Lineage: Eukaryota; Metazoa; Arthropoda; Arachnida; Araneae; Eresidae. The record is from RefSeq and is a predicted model, not a curated record. Gene Ontology annotation, cellular component: ubiquitin ligase complex; cytoplasm.
CUGCUAAUUUUGUCGCUUAUCGAUGCCGAACCUGUGGAAUUUCACCAUGUAUGUCUUUAUGUUCUGAAUGCUUCCAAAGAGGAAAUCAUGAAGGUCAUGAUUUUAACAUGUUUCGAAGUCAAGCUGGGGGAGCAUGUGAUUGUGGAGAUAAAAGUGUAAUGCGAGAAUCAGGAUUUUGUCAAAGACAUGGGCAACAGAAUCAAAUAAAUAAACCAGAAGCUCCUCCAGAUUUGUUAUGUGUAGCUGAAGCUCUCAUGCCUCGUAUGUUUUUAAGACUUAUUCAGCAUUUAAGAGACAACAGUGAACCAGCUACAAUAGACAGGUAUCAGGCAGCCAUACUUUUUGCUGAUGGGUAUUUGACUAUGUUACAUAAUUAUAGUGAGAUGGGUGCUGCCAUGCGUGAUGUUAUGACACGUGCUCUGAUUAACCCUCAACUUUAUCUCCAAUUGGCUAUCGACUGUGAUUCAGCAAAUCAAGGAGUAUCUGAAUAUAAACUAGAAAAUUUGAAAAAAUUCCUAGAAGCUCGGAAUGGUACUGGCCCCUCAAGUGAUGGUGCUGUGAAAUGGAGUAAUCUUCAUCUAGAUUUCAAGCAAUCAUGUUUCUUAGAUGAACUAGUUUUUUGGACUAUCAAAUUUGAAUUUCCCCAGAAACUUGUGUGCUUGCUUCUAAACAUGAUGCCAGACUUAAAUUAUAAGGAAGCAUUUACUAAAAUAUUUGUCAGGCACUACAAAAGAAUUAGUGAAAUGUUGGCGAGGUCUACAGAUUCUGACACACUUUCUAAUAGAGUUGUGCAUGUUAGUGUCCAACUAUUCAGUAAUGAAGAUCUUGCUUACCAGAUGGCAAAAGACCAUGAUUUGUUGCGAGUUAUGGUAGAUAGUUUGGGUUCAAUGAUGGUUACUAUAUCACAAGACAGUACACUUCAGUGUCCUGACAAGAAUGAGCAUCUUGUAGUAGAUUGUAGUCAUCGUAUCAUGAAAGAACAUUGUUAUUGGCCUCUAGUCAGUGAUCUGAAUAAUGUGCUCACCCAUGAAGCAGUAGCAUUUGAAUUUCUGAAUAAUGUUACCCUUUUGGAUAUUUGGUUCAGGUUUUUGUCCUUGUUCCAAGGAAUGAAUGUAAACCAGAGGGAACUAAAAGCCCAUGUUGAAUUUGAAUCUAACACUUAUUAUGCUGCAUUCUCAGCAGAACUAGAAGCAUCUGCAACACCUAUGUGGGCUUUAAUUUCCCAUCUAAAGAGUCCGGAAACUUUGGAAAAAACAAAAAAUGUUUUACGUAUAUGUCUGCAAGUGUUGCAAGAAUGGUUCGCAGCUAUUGAUUUUUCCUUGAGUGAUGAAAUAAAUGCGUAUCAAGUCUCUUUCCAUCUACCACUUCAUCGCUGUUUCGCAUCCUUUUUAGGCCAAGCUGUUCGUCAACAAGAUGGAUCAUUAGAUAGUCUUCUUCCUUGUGAAGACGUUCUUAAAUUAAUGAUGAUGCAUCCAUUACAAGCACAGGUUGUAUUUAAUGAAAUUUUGUGCAAUAUGUGGGUUCGCAGUGGUCUUCAGAUCAAAGGUCAGGCAAUGACAUACAUACAGUGCCAUUUUUGCAAUUCAAUAGUUGAUGCUGAUCUUUUCCUUUUACAAUUAUGUGCCAUGAAGCUAGAUCCAGACUGGUUUCUUAAAACUGUCAUGCAAAGGUUUCAUGUGUUGGAGUGGUUUACUUUCCAUCCUAGCAGGAAUAAUUCUUUCUUAGAAUCUGAUAAGGUUUUGCCCAUGCUUGAGGGUGCUCUUUCCUUCCUCUGUACCUUAUUAUCUACUCAUACGAAUAUUGGACAAACAGAAGAGGAAGUGACUCGUCAGGAGAUGGUGUCAUUGCUGUGUAUGAGUGACAGAACACAUUCUCAAUUAAUGGAUUUGUUACCUGACAAGUGUGGAGCAACUUCUCAGAAUAAAGAUUUUGAAAGCAUUUUAAAUAAGGUUGCUGAUUAUAAAGCACCAAAUUUUGAAGCUGGAGGAACGAUGCUACAAGGAAUGUUUGUUCCAAAGCCUCAGAUUUGGGAAGAAGAAUAUGAUCCUAUUCAUGUUCUUUUAAGAGCUGUGCACCGUAGGGAAUAUCAGUCAUCAUUAGACAGAUAUACUCAGCACUUACGCCAAGCUAAUAAAUAUUCUGGUUCUCAUGCUCCUUGGCCACCAUUCCGAAUUCCUGGUCCUGUGCACAGAGAGUUUGUAGAUCCUCGUAGAAUUCUCCACAGCAAAACUAUGCAUGGAAUAAUAUUUACUAUUCUGCAUCGGGCUGUGAAUGAUCCAGAUAUACCUGAGCAAAUACUUAGUUUGUGCAUUUAUCUUUUGGACAUGGCUGUGAGAUUUCCAUAUUCAGGGACUCAAAGUAAUGAAAAGAAAGCUCAGAAAGAAGUAAAAGAUCUAAAUUAUGAUGAGUGGUUUGACAGCUCAGAAACUCUUGAAAAUAUAACACGUGUCAUAAGCCGAGUAAUCAUCACAGAGAAAGUACAGAUGUCAAUGAGAAUGGUUGAAGAAAUGGAAGUUGACGAAGAAAUAGAAAUUGUGGAUAUGGACAUAGAUAUAUAUGACAUUCAAAGUCCCAUAGUGGAAGAAGAUGUACAAGAGUCAGGGAGCCAGCAACCUGCAUUGCCUGCAAGUAGCACUCGGCUUGCUUUACCAGCUCCUGUUUCUUCUACUACUAAUACUCAGUUAGUACCUAUAGCUUAUACAAGUGGCAGUGGAGAAUUAGCAGUAGUUCCUUCUACAUCUAGCUCUUCUACAUCGUCUUCCACAUCAAGUUCCUCUACAUCUCAAGACUUCUUUCCUACUUCAUCUCAACAACCAGCUGUUGCAUCUGGCAGCAAUUCUUUCAAUAUGGCUUUGAUUCCUACUUCUGAAGGUUUGGCUACUGUAAGACCUAAAUGCCUAAGGUUAAAGCAAGUACCAGGACGACAUAGGAUGUUGCUUUUAGAUAAAGGACUUCCACUAGUCUCUGACAAUGGCUUACCCAUGCCUGUGGGCUGUAAAUGUGGAAGUUCUGGAGAAUCCAGGUAUCUACCAUUCAGUAACAAAAGAAUGAUUGCUGUCAAUGAAAGCAUACUCUCACUUCUUUUGCAACUCCAUUCAAAACUGUCAGAAAAACCAGAUUCAUAUAGGAUUAAGCCAAGAGAAUCAUUGUCGCAGGAAUCCAUCAAUUUAAGAAUUGGAGAUGGUGUUACAUAUAUAGAAAGAUUAAUUGAUCACAUUGCUGCUUCAGGUGAAAAUAAAGUUUCUGUAAUUCAGAACAUUAAACAGAGACUGUGGCCUAAAAAAACUGAUUCUUCUGCAUCUCCAUCUUCAGAAUAUAUGUCAGAAAAUUUGGAUAAAGAAGUAAAGAGAAGGAGAGCUAAAGAAAGACAGCAAAAGCUAAUGGCUGAGUUUGCUUCAAAGCAGAAAGCUUUUAUGCAGAAAACAUUAGAAACAGAUUCUAAAGAAUCCUUAUUUGAAGAUAGUUUAAUUAAUGAAGAUAAGGAAUAUGAGUGUGUUAUCUGUGGGCAGAUGACAGCAUCAGAAGAAGAAAGGCCUGUUGGAAUGGUUGUUUUGUUGCAAGCUACAAGUGUGAUUGGACAUUACCACCAGAACCCUGUUCGUAAGCUACCCUGUGGAGAUGAUGAAAGAUUGGAUCUUCAGAAGGGGAAAACUCUGGCUGCAAUAGUUGAAAACAAAAUUGAUCUGCUUGCAAGACAUUUUGAUAAUCAAAACUGGCCAUUGGCAUUAAAUAUUGGAUGGGAAGGUGGAGUCCAUGUUCAAUCAUGUGGUCAUUAUUUACACAUUGACUGCCAUAAAUCUUAUAUACAGUCUCUUAAGAAUCAAAGCCAGUUAUCAUCACGCUUGCAAAAUUUAGCUGUUGAUCGAGGGGAAUAUUCUUGCCCCUUAUGCCGUCAACUGGCGAAUUCUGUUAUACCUAUAAUUCCCAAUUUUGGAAGAACAGCAGCACUUGUUAAUUGCCCUGGGAGGACACUUAGUAAUCUUGCAUCAGAUCUGAGUAAACUGGUGCCAUCUCAUCUAUCAGAGCGAGAAGAAAAUCUUCUAAAACAGUACGUGGGUGGUAUCAUGGAAGACAUAACGCAUGCUACUUACCCUCAGUAUCGUUCAGUUUGCUCGCCUAAUCCAAGUAGCCUCUUCUUGUUUGUUUGUUCCAUAGCGAGAACAAACCUAGAAGUUGAACUGGUUCAAAGAGGUGGGACGCUGAAUAAUCCACUGAAAAAGAAAUCAUGUUUUUUGCCAUUACUUCAUGUGUUAUCAAUGCACUCACGUUUAUUAACUGCUCAAUCGGUCCCUAAUGUAGUAUGGCCAAGAUUGACUGGUCAAAUGCCUUCAGAUCAUUAUUCUGUUGCAGUGUGGGAUGCUGAAGUUCCUCUUCUGCUUAGAGAUUGUACAGCAUUACUAUUACAAAUGAUUUUGACAAUACCAUUAAAUUUGGAGAAAGCUUACUACAGAUGUAUGAUACAAAUUCUCUACAACUUUCAGUAUGUACAAGCUAUUGUCCAACUUAGCUGUAACUUAACCUGUAGCCAAAGACAUAUGGCAAAAAGAAAUGGAAUGCAAAAAUCUAAUUCGAGAGAAAUCUCUGAAAAAGAGACAUUGGAGGAAAAUUCAAAAAAUAUUUGGGAAAAAACUAAUGAAGAUGCAGAUUUCAAUGACCUAACAGUAAUUCUUGGUGAAGUGAUAAGCCAACUUGAACAUAGCUCAGUGUACUAUACAAAUGACGAUGAGAUGGAUCCUGCUCAGAGAUCCAUUGAAUGGACUGAGGAAUCAAUGGAAAAGUUUGUCCGAGAUUAUUGCUUACAUUUCUUGAAAAUUGCGUCUUUGCUGCAAAGCCAUUUGUAUGAAGAGGAAGUUCCUCAGAUGAAACCUUCUGAAAGUGAAUUUCAGCAUCUGUGCCAGUUUUUGGGUCUCAGUCAUCUGUUCAACUUAGAAUUUACAGCAGCCACAUGCAUACAGUGGGUUGUUCAUGAUCCCAGAAUUCUAAUUGGGACUUGGUGUCAAGAUUUUAUGAAUUUUGCCAAUAAAUCAGUUAUGGCUGCAAGGGUUCUGUUGCAACGUCCCAUUAUUUGGUAUCCGCCUGCUCUGCUCAAACUCCCUCAGAACUAUGAUGAAAUUUUCAAGUACUAUCACAAAAAACCAUGUAGAGUUUGUCACAGUGAGCCUAAAGACCCAUCGCUUUGCCUUGUUUGUGGUACUAUGGUGUGCUUAAGAGAGAACUGUUGUCGGCAGCAAGCACACUAUGAAGCUGUGCUGCAUUCUGUUAUUUGUGGUGCUGGGACUGCAAUGUAUCUUGCUGUAAAUUCAUCAACUAUAAUAGUAAUUCGUGGAAAGCGAGCAUGUCUUUGGGGCUCAGUCUAUCUUGAUAGCUAUGGAGAAGAAGACAGAGAUCUGAAACGUGGCAAACCGCUGUUUUUGAGUGAAGAUCGUUAUAAUCUUUUACAACAACAGUGGAUUAACCAUAGCUUUGAUCACACUAAUAAAAGAUGGGUUUGGCACAAGGACAAUUUAUAACAUUUAAUUUUAAUUAUGUAAAUUUCCUGCCCAGAGAAAAUAGACUCUGUUUUCAGAGCAUUUGUAUAAUAAAUUGUUUUUGAUGUUGUUUAAAGAAAUUGAACAUGCAAUGGCAGUGGAUCUUUUCAGAAUGUACUGAAAAUAAGCAGUUUUACUUGGUCAAUUUUAUUGUCAUUAAAAAAUAUUGAGAAUCAAUUUUAAAAAAAAAGGUGGUGUAUAUUUUUUUGCUUAAUUCGGAUUAUAAGCACACAUGAGUCUCAAUUCAUUUUAAAUUAUGUAAAAUUAUUAUCAAUUUAGUAUAUUUCAUAUUUACUCUAUACUUUCCUGUAACGUAAAACAGUUUAGAUGGUUAAAGAAAAUCAUGUACUGCAUAUGAGGUUGUUACUGAUUAUCUUUUAAUCCUGCUUAUUAUUUUAUGCAUACUUUUAUAUCAAGGAAACAAAAAAGGUGCUAAAUGGUUAAAUUUAUCCAGGUGAUUGAGUUCUGUCAAGACACAGUGAAACUUUAUAAUUCUAAAUGUAUUAUUCAUUUUUCUUAGCUGAACAAAGAUGCAUGCCAUAUUAGUGCAGUUCCUUAAAUACUAGACAGUAAGAAGAAAAAAAAUAGGUAAUUGUAAGCAAUAUCAAAAUUUUAGUUUAGGUAUUUGAGACAUAAUUUUUGCAUCUUGAAGUUUAUCAUUUUUGUUUCAAGGUUAUCACUUAUGUUCAAGUUUUCAGAAAAAAAUAAUAAUAAUUUGUAAUGAGUAGCUUAGCAUGAUAUGCAAAUAAUAAGUAAAGAAUAUUGCAGAAAUGCUCACAAGUCAUUUUUAUUAUGCAGAAUGAAUUGCCUUUUUAAACAUAUUUUCUAUUUCAACUAUUAAUGAAAAUAAGAAAUCUUAAAAUAAAGCAGAAAGUUAUUUGAUACAAGCCUCAAUUCUGAAUAAAUGUAAGAAAUAUUAAAAUUUGAAUAUCUUAGUUAAAACUUAUCUUAACAGUCUUCCUCCUUCUCAGUUAUCUUAAACUAAAUCAUUUUGAGCAUAUUUUUGAAAAAAAUUAACAAAGCCGUUUUCCUAUAACUAUUACUGUAAUAAAACUUUAUAGUAGCUAAAAUUUUAAAGAUAUUCAUAUUUCUCUCUAUUUUUAAAUUGAAUUCUUUUACUCAUUAUGCAUGUAAUUAUUUACUGUUGUGUUUUUCCUCCAUUUAUUUAAAAUAGAUUAUAAAUGAUGUAAAUAUUUCUUUUAUGUUUGUAAGUACUAAUUAAAAAUAUAAAAUUCCUUUCUAAAAUAGCAACAACAUUUGAUGAUUUGCUAUGUUUUAUCACCUGAGUACUGUUUUAAAAUUUAUUUAAAUUUGCAUGUAUUAUAAUAUUGGUUACGGCAAUGUUGAAAAUGAUGUCAUGAUUUAAUGUAGCGGUAUUUUGAGUGGAAAUGCUAAAUGGUAUGUGUGUCAUUGUACUAAUAUCUCUCUAUGAGUUAGAGAUUUUGUUCUGAAGCACUUUUGUUGCUACAUACGGGUUAAAAAAAUACUAAUUACGUUGCUCCUUCUGAAUAAAAAAUUAAUGCGUUUCUCUGCCAAGUGUUUGUUUUCUUUUAGUAUGGGGCUUCCAUACUAUCAGGGAAAAAUCCUCUCCCUCCGUUUAUUUGAAAAUAACUUAAGCUAUAUAUAAAUGAUUUUUUUUUUCCUUUUUCUUUUUUUUUUUUUUUUUUUUUUUAAUUUCACAUUUGGUCUUAUUUUUCCCAUGUAAAAUUUUUUUCUAAAGUCUGCUUUUAUUAAGAUAAUAAAUUAAUGAAAAAAAAUGCAGUUAAACCCUUAUCCAGUACAGAGGCAAAUAAUUUUUAUAACUAUAGCAAGUUGAAUUUCAGUGCACAUUGCAAAAUAUAUUGGUGCCAGAGAACUGUUGAAAAUACGGUAAUAAGAUUUCUUAGUUUGUGUUUUAGUUUUUGGUAGUCUAACAUUUUUAUUUACCAGCUUUGCUCUUUGAAACUUGUCAAUGUAUGACUUAAAUAUAUAUAUAUAGACCGUCUGUCUUUAUAUCUAGUAUUUUUUGGCGAUAUCACUGACACUCAUAUGUCUAUGUUUUCAUAAAAAUAUGGAAAAAUGACUAGGAGUAUUAUUGGGCAUAGAUAUAGGUAUUGGAUAAAUAAACUUUUUUAUUAUAAAUUUCAGUUUUUGGUUACUUAAUAUCUCGAGCUUGAAAUAAAUAUAUCUUCAAAAUUCAAGAAAUUAGCAACUGAAGAUGUGAAUAGCUACUAUGGUGUUUUCUAGUUUGAAGGAAAGGUCUCUUAUUUAAAAAUGCAAAAAUCUACGUUUUUUUUUUUUUUUUUUUUUUUUUCUGUGUGUGUGUGUGUGUGUUUUGCAUCAAAUAUUCUCUCAUUAUUGCUUUGUAAUCAUCCCUCAAAAAAGAAUACAUUUAAAGUUUCUAGUACAUGCAUGAUUAAUUGUUUUUAACAUUAUUAAUUAUCAAUUCAAGUAUUUUUAAAUAUAAUUUUGGAUAUGAUGGACACCAUUUAUUCAGUUAAAGAGAGAUUGAAAAUUCUCACUUUUUCAGUAGUUAUACAAACUUUAUUUAGAUCUGGCUUUAGAGCAAAAAUUUUGAUAUAAUUGCAGAUAGUAAAAAACAAAUUUGUGGGAUAUUGCUGUGUGUUCAGAUAAGUUGAUUAAGUAGUGGUCUAUAUCUAAAGCUGGUAGUUUACAGUGAAAAAAGCUAUUAUUGAUACUAACAGCCUCAGCAUUUGUCACAGGAUCAGUUGUCCCAAAACUAAAGAAUAAGGUUGCUGUUAGAUAUAUUGUAAAAGUAAAUUUUACACUGUGUUGUUUGCAACAACAGAAAAACUGCUUUAUAUGUUCAUGAUAAUCUGUGAGCUAAGCAUAUAUUUUUGUAAUGAUAAAUAUAGAUCAGAAUAGUUUUGUAGCACAUUUUGUGUUAUGAAAGUUUUAAAUAUUUAAAACAUAUGUAUUUAAUUUUUCUAAACAUUGAAGUUUAAUUUCUAAACACUGUUUGUCAUAAAAAGUAUUUUCCAUGUUCUGUUGUUAAAUAAGAAUUCUUAUCCAGUAGACAGCUAUGCUAACUAUGUGAGAAAUAGUCUUGUGGCUUUGCUAAUGAAAUAAAGAGAUCAUAGAUUUUCUAUUUCAAUACUCAGAGAUGACUGUAGAAAACCCUGUAGUUUGGAAUAACUUUAGACCAUUAACUAAACAUUAAUAUUACUCAAAUUGCUGAUUGCCAGGAACUGUUUAAGCCAAAUUUUAGAUGUCUGACUUUUUUCUAAAAUUUUUUUAUAACACAGAAUUUAUUUAUAUCUUUCAUCUUUCAUUCAUUUUUCAUGCAAUAAAAUAAUUUGCAUUUUUUUUUUUUUUUUUUUUUUUUUCUUUUUUUGGUUGUGGUGUGUGGUAUGUUAUUUCCUCUCCCCUUCCUUCUUCUGAUUGUGCAUAUUUAAAUUUCCCCCAGAAAAUUAUUUUUGCAGUUAAGGUAAAGAUACUUUUUGCCUCCACAACAGAAUUCUUCCAAGCUUGCAUAUUUUCUAAUUAUCAAACAUUUUUGUCUUCGUAGCACUAGUAGUGGCAGAAUCAAAAUUCAAAUCAAUCCCUGUAAGAUGUGUAAAUUCAACUAUGAAAUGUACUUUUAAGCAAGAAGAUGAGUUUGAUGCUUUUACAAAAAAACUUUUUGUUUUACAAAUGGCAUGAGAGCCUCAUUAAACUUUUUGGAAUGAUUUACGAAAAUUGCUUCUGAAAGUAUUUAUGCAACGGAUUCCCCUUGUUUCAGUGGAUAUGCCAGUGAUCAUUAAAAUGUGGACUUUUAAUGCAAUGAUCAUAUGAAAAUACAUUUCAAUUUGUUUGACUUUUUAUUAUUGUUUGAUCUUUAAAUCAAGAUUUUAAUGUGACAACUAUAAUUGUUGAACAUGUGUAAUGCUAGAAAAGCAUCUGUUUUCAUUAAUUUUUCCAGCUAAUUUUAUGUUUACUGGAGUAAAAAUUAAAGAGGUUAGUUUUCAGUUGGAGUUCAAAGUAGGUUUGGACCAUUUUGGUGGCGUGGCAAGUUCCCCUUUCAAUAUUGAAAUAAGCUGUAAUAUUUCACACUAAUUAUUGCCAAGUAAAUACCUCAUCAGAACUUCAAAAUGAAAAUCAACAACUAUUUGCAAGCAUUUCUUUUAUCACUAUAAUACUGGGAUCUAAUAAUGAAUGAUAAUUAACAGUGUGGAUAUAUAUGCGAGUCAUUUUGGUUGUGUAUUUUUGUGUAACUAGAAGUUGCCAUUUUAUUGUGAAACAAUUAUAAUGUCAAGGGGCAGUUACAAAAUUCCAUCCAUAUAAAUUCAGUCUGUAGCAAAUAAUGUAAUUAGUUAUGAAAUGCAACAAAAUAUAAGCUAUCUUGAUGAAAUAUUGAGAAGAUAUACUCUGCUUGAAUAUUAACCCUUUUAAUAGUCAGCAUUCCAGUUAUGUAUUGCAGCUGACAGAAAUGAACACAGCUUGCAUUACAAAUUUAAGGCUGACAGUUAUCACACAUAUUUGGGAAGGAAAAAUUGUUUAAUCUUGAAACCGCUGAAUUGUUAACUACAUACUGACUACAUUAUUGUCUUCUUUUUCUGUGUUAUUAUAUACAUUAUUGAAACUUUUAUCUACUGCGCUAUAAGGAAUUCCAUUCAAUUUUUAAAAAUUUUGAAUGGAAAUGAAGGAGAAUAUUCAGAGACCUUUUUAUGUAGUGUUUUAAAUUUUUUUCACAACGUAGAAUUCUUGGUCAGAAACUGUUAUUGGAUAAAGGUUUGCUGUUAUGGUAAUCGUGUGUAGUAUUUGUCUUAAAACGAUUUUAUUUGGUAAGUAUUGCAUAGAAAUUAUAGAAUUCUAGAACUGAGCCAAUGUUUAUAUUAAGUGCAUAAAAGUUGAUCUUGAAAAUUUAGUUCUAAUUUUUUAACAGCAGAGAAGUAUGUUAUAUAUCUUGACUAUACCAUAGACAAACUUAGUUAAAGUUAUUUUUAUAAAAAAUUAUUAUUGCCAGGAUAAUGUAAAAGUUAUUGCUUAUAUGUAAAAUAUUGUAGAUUUAUGGAAUUUUGUCUUUGUAGUAGAUUUAGAAGAGUGUGUUUUGUUAAUAUGGUGAAAAUAAAGCUUGUAAAUGAAAAUGUAAUAAGUAUAAAUGUUAAGCAAAAAGUGUGCUUUAUCCAAAUCUUAUAUUUCCAAUCACUUGUUUUGAAUUAAACUGCAAAAGUUAACAGUUUUACAUUGUUUCAUAUUUUUCUUCAGAUUUCUUGGAAGUAGAAUUCUUAGAUAUUUGUCAUUUCAGAAAUUAAUUUUUAAAAAUUAUAUUUUUAGAUGUUCUGUUGUUAUUAUCAAAGAUGUGUAGUAAUACUGAAUACAAUGCAAAUUUUUAAUUGUGAGGAAAGAAAUAUCCCCAAUUUCAUUAUCAAGAUAAGUAUUGUGUAAAACAAUGGGAAAAUAUUGUGAGCUAAAAAUCUCUAUGUGCUAAAACCCUUUUAAAUGUUACACUAUUAUGAUUUGUAGUAUAUAUUGUAAAAUGCUGUAAUUUAUUUGUGGAAGUGCUAUAAAAUUUAAUUAUUCUUAUU